Triticum aestivum (bread wheat) is the source of this 1331-nucleotide messenger RNA. Its product is annotated as squalene synthase 1-like. NCBI's taxonomy places the organism in Eukaryota, Viridiplantae, Streptophyta, Magnoliopsida, Poales, Poaceae. Bases 414 to 821 code for a protein of 135 amino acids. Gene Ontology annotation, molecular function: squalene synthase [NAD(P)H] activity. Gene Ontology annotation, biological process: biosynthetic process; farnesyl diphosphate metabolic process. The transcript has 6 exons. Gene Ontology annotation, cellular component: endoplasmic reticulum membrane. The record is from RefSeq and is a predicted model, not a curated record.
CUCGUCCUCUCACCCCCCUCUCUCUCCUACGCACCCACAGCCGCCGCCCUCUCCCUCCCUCAGAUCUUGAUCCGAUCCAGAUCGACGCUGCCACAGCUUCCCGUCGCCGGCGGCGGUGCCCUCCCUCCCUCGCCCUCUCCUCCUUCCCUCCUCACGGCCGCCUCCACCACGCCACAAACCCCGGCGACGGCCUCGUGUAGAUCCCAUCCUGCUCCGCGUCGCCGCUCUCCCGGCCAUCUCUCCGUUCCCCCAUAGCCACACCUCAUCCUCCUCCCCCUCCCCCGGUCCCAUCCCCAGCCCCCCCGGAUCCACUGUGCUUGUCCACAGCCGCCGCCCCCACCCCCAGCGGCCCGCAGCAUCCGUCCGGCUGUGGUGAUUUGAUUUGAUUUGUGAUUUCGGUUCGUGCGGCAGCGAUGGGGGUGUUGUCGCGGCCGGAGGAGGUGCCGGCGUUGCUCAGGCUCAAGCUGGCGGCGGGGCGGAUCAGGCGCCAGAUCCCGCCCCAGGAGCACUGGGCCUUCGCCUACCACAUGCUCCAGCGCGUCUCCCGCAGCUUCGCGCUCGUCAUCCAGCAGCUCGGACCAGACCUUCGCAAUGCCGUCUGCGUCUUCUACCUCGUGCUCCGGGCCCUGGACACCGUCGAGGACGACACUGCCAUCCCUAACGAGGUCAAGCUGCCCAUCCUUCGGGACUUCUACCGCCACAUCUACAACCCAGACUGGCUCUUUUCAUGUGGAGCAAACGACUACAGAGUGCUCAUGGACAAUUUUAGGCAAGUCUCCACGGCUUUCUUGGAGCUAGGCGAAGGGUCAGAGGUCUCGUGAAGGAGCACAAUGACUCCUUCAACUAGUUCAUCACCAAAGGAAUGGAGAACAUCGUCAAGGUACACUGGAAUACCUGUCGGCAUGCCCUCGAUACGUUCAGAGUUUAGCACUGAGACUCGAACACCGCAAGUUUGCCACUGAUAGGGAAGUCGGUCCAAAUCAAUCCUCCGUGAUGUUUUUCUUGCGCAUGUGCCAGUGAGAUAAAUAAUGGCAAUACCUAAGCUGUAUGCAUUGCUUGUGGAAGGCGAUCUCUGGGCGAUGAGACCAUGUUUAAGCCAAUGUAUAUGAUACAGUUGCAUUGCACCUGUCACUUCUAAUCUGCCAUUAAUUCAAAUAUGCUUGCAAGGGGCUAGUCCUAGCUAAUAUUUCUCCGACUAGGCUAAGUCGAUCUAGUUGGCAUGCUCUUACUCUCUGCUAGCAGCCUGUUCCAUUUGACUCAUUCUAAUUACUACUACAUAUAUGGCAAUUCAAACCUGGCAUAAGUUACACUUGACAAGAGUAUCUUGCACA